AUGGCGGAAAACAUACUUGAUAUAUUUCUAUCGGGCGAUGAAGAUUUUGAAUUUGAGGGAUUUACGAGAUCAGAAAUAGAUGCAACGGAAACAAGAAGUAUCAGAAGUGAUAUUUCUUUCUCGGAUAGUGAUGAUUCCUCCUCAUCUGAAGAGUCCGAAGAGGAAAUAGACGAGGAAACUUGGACAAGGAUGCUCUCCAAACCAAACGUUGUCGAAUUUAGAGAGGAAGUUGGAGCAGCUUUUGUGUUAGAAGAAGACAAGAAAGAAUUAGAUUUCUUUCACAGAUUUUUCCCUGUUUCUUUGGUCGACAACAUUGUAGAGGAAACAAAUCAAUAUGCAGCGAGAUGCAUUGAAGCAAGGCUGGAUAAAAUUUGGACCCCUACAACAUUUCUUGAAAUGAUGGCCUUUUUGGGAAUUCACCUAGUAUUUUCCGUCUUAGGCGUUCCCUCGUACACCCUUCCAUGGAAGUCUCCUGGCCUUUUCAACUUCCAAGCAUACCAUCAAUCAUGA
Messenger RNA from Saccostrea echinata, 510 nucleotides. Its product is annotated as piggyBac transposable element-derived protein 5-like. The record is from RefSeq and is a predicted model, not a curated record. NCBI's taxonomy places the organism in Eukaryota, Metazoa, Mollusca, Bivalvia, Ostreida, Ostreidae. The transcript has a single exon. Bases 1 to 510 code for a protein of 169 amino acids.